Molecule: messenger RNA, 820 nt
Organism: Branchiostoma floridae (Florida lancelet)
Lineage: Eukaryota; Metazoa; Chordata; Leptocardii; Amphioxiformes; Branchiostomatidae
Product: alpha-N-acetylgalactosaminide alpha-2,6-sialyltransferase 2-like
Exons: 4
Coding region: 114-662 (182 amino acids)
Molecular function (GO): sialyltransferase activity
Source: RefSeq, a predicted model, not a curated record
CGCUAAAAUUGUUUCCAUCGAAGAACUCCAUCUUUAAGAUCAGCAGGGAGGGACAGACAGAUUGUAUCUCAUGCGCCGUGGUUGGAAACGGCGGCAUCUUAAAUGGCUCCCGAAUGGGCAAGGAGAUCGACAAGCACGACUUUAUAUUCAGAGUAAACCAGGCAUACACGAGAGGCUAUGAGAACGACGUUGGCAGCAGAACAACUCACUAUGUGUUCUUCGAUCGUUCACUGACUUCAAUGAAGCCAGAUCACUAUCCUGUUGAACAGAACAUCACGUAUAUAUUUGUGCCAUGCCGGGAGGCAGACUAUUCAUAUCUUAGGACAAUAGGAAACGGCACCAACGUGUUCAAGGCGCCUCCAGAAAACGUGCGAGUCAUCCACCCUGACUUCAUGAGAUACGUGCAUUUUGUGUGGAUGAGGGUCCAUGCAUUCCGACCAACAACUGGAGGCAUCAUGACCAUGGUAGCCCUCCAUGCCUGUGACAAGCUUAGCCUGUACGGAAUGGGCUACACUUACAAGUACAGCAACCACUACUUUGACACGACUUACCAGCCGUUCCUAUCUGUGCUCAUGACUCACGAUCAUAAGCGGGAGAUCAAGUUGUGGGACACCCUGGACAAGGAAGAUAUCGUGUACUGGUAUAGAAGAGAUGUUUUCUAAAUGAUGUUAUUGGGGGCAAAUGAUGUUAUUGGGGGCACAUUUCUGCGGCCCCCUUUCCACUAGGACGGCGAUCGUGCUGCGCUCUCACUGCGACCUAAGUAGGAUUUGUGGUUUCACACUGGGUUGAUUAUGCAAAACGUAAAAGUUUAAUUGGGAGA